GUUGGAUAACCCGCCACUAUUGCUUUAUUUUGUUUCUCUUUACUGUUCAUAUUGAAAGUUAAAAUAACAGACUGGAUUAUGCUGACCGUCUUUGUGUACAAAUGUAGAUCAAACAAGUCGAGGACGAGGUUCGCGCCGAAUGCCCGUUAAAAAUAUCUUGCGCCGGAAUUCGUAUACUGAUCGGAUAUUCAGAUGGCUCGGACUCAGAAGAACAAGGCGACGGCCUAUCACUUGGGACAGUUGAAGGCCAAGCUUGCUAAGCUGAAGCGAGAGCUGUUGACUCCGACCGGCGGUGGUGGUGGCGGCGGUGGUGCUGGCUUCGAUGUCGCCCGUACCGGUGUUGCUAGUGUUGGUUUCAUUGGUUUCCCUUCCGUCGGAAAGAGUACCUUGAUGAGCAGAUUGACUGGCCAGCAUUCCGAAGCUGCUGCUUAUGAGUUCACGACUUUGACGACUGUCCCUGGUCAAGUGAUGUACAACGGUGCUAAGAUUCAGAUUCUCGAUCUUCCUGGUAUUAUUCAGGGUGCCAAAGAUGGUAAGGGUCGUGGUCGACAGGUCAUUGCAGUGGCCAAGACCUGCCAUCUCAUUUUCAUCGUGCUCGACGUCAACAAGCCGCUAGUCGACAAGAAGGUCAUCGAGAACGAAUUGGAGGGCUUUGGUAUCCGUAUCAACAAGCAGCCGCCCAACAUCACUUUCAAGAAGAAGGACAAGGGUGGUAUUGCCAUCACAAGCACCGUUCCUUUGACGCAUAUUGAUCACGACGAAAUCAAAGCUGUCAUGAGCGAGUACAAGAUCUCGUCGGCAGAUAUUUCCAUUAGAUGUGACGCAACGAUUGAUGACCUUAUUGAUGUUCUUGAAGCUAAGAGUCGGGCUUACAUCCCCGUCGUCUAUGCCUUGAACAAGAUUGAUGCUAUUACGAUUGAGGAGUUGGACUUGCUGUACCGGAUACCUAACGCCUGCCCAAUCAGUUCUGAGCAUGGCUGGAACAUCGACGAACUUUUGGAGAUGAUGUGGGAAAAGCUCAACCUCCGGCGCAUUUACACCAAGCCUAAAGGAAAGGCUCCCGAUUACACGGCCCCCGUGGUGCUGAGAUCACAUUCUUGCACGGUCGAGGACUUCUGUAAUUCUAUUCACAGGACGAUCAAGGACCAGUUCAAGCACGCUAUUGUGUAUGGUCGCUCCGUGAAGCACCAGCCGCAGCGUGUUGGUCUGUCACACGAGCUGGCAGACGAAGAUAUCGGUUCGUACUUCUUCUUUAACUUCAACCUCAAACAAGCGAUCAUUAGGAUCUCCGGGGCUAACUAGCGGGGGUGUGAACUGCAGUGUCGAUUGUCAAGCGGUAAAUGAGUCUUUACUGGAGCGCGAAUCCAAUCCUUGGAAGGAUCCGCUUUUAUGAACGGGGCGAGAGCUAUGGCGAAUCGAAAUCGGACUCGAGAGGGAAUCGAAAUCGGUAGCGGUGUUGGGGCUGCUUCGCCAAGUAUCAGGUCCAAGAGGCCCGGCCCUUGUGACAUAUUUCCGUGAGAUGCCAUAAGGAUUGUGAUUGGGGGAAGACGAGGUGCGCACGGGCAGCAAGAAGAAGCUGGCGAACGCCGCCCUGAAUUUUCAGCACGAUCACUCGUCUGGAAGACGGAAGCCUGG
Molecule: messenger RNA, 1635 nt
Organism: Aspergillus welwitschiae
Lineage: Eukaryota; Fungi; Ascomycota; Eurotiomycetes; Eurotiales; Aspergillaceae
Product: GTP-binding protein RBG1
Exons: 7
Coding region: 193-1302 (369 amino acids)
Biological process (GO): cytoplasmic translation
Cellular component (GO): cytoplasm
Molecular function (GO): GTPase activity; GTP binding
Source: RefSeq, a predicted model, not a curated record